AUUUACUGCACUAGCUCGAUUUGUAUUGUGUACAUUCGAUAAUUCUACACAAUACAUCUCAUAUCUCUGUGAUGUUUGUCUUUGAUCAUUGAUGGUUCAGUGACUCUCAUUAUGGUUGACAGCCUCAUAUCUCGUCUCAACAGCUUUUUUCUGUAUUUUAUAUUAAUUGACAUUCAAUGUCACAUUCAAUUAGUCAAUGAUCCAAUGGAAUCUCUUACAGAAGUAAUUGAACACCAACCAGAUCUCGCCAUGUCAGACACGGUCCCCCUUGAACAGAGGUACAAGGCCAGCAUGGUCCUAAGUGGAGUAGGAGAUGCCCUGGGCUACAACCAUGGUAUCUGGGAAUUUGAAACGGAUGGCAUGUUAAUACAUGAGGAAGUUCAGAAGAGAGGAGGUCUAGAGAAGCUGGAUGCCAUAGACUUCCCUGUUAGUGAUGACACCGUCAUGCACCUGGCUACAGCUGAUGCUCUGGUCAAGGUAGGGGAGGGGGAAGGGGCGUCCCUCCCUGUGCUGUAUCGAGCCCUGGUGGAGAAGUACAUUGUAAGCAUGACAGACAUGGGUGGAAGAGCAGCAGGCAUCACCUGCAUCGACAGCGUUGCAAGGCACAGACAGAGAACUGACAAGGACAUUAAGAUUCCCUUCAACAAGAGGGGCGGAGGGUGUGGGGCAGCCAUGAGGGCCAUGUGUAUCGGCCUGCGCUUCCCUGACCCUGAGCAGGAGCACCUGCUGAUAGCAGUAAGUGUGGAGAGUGGACGUCUGACCCACCACCACCCCACAGGCUACCUGGGAGCCCUGGCUGCAGCCCUGUUCACGGCCUACGCAGUGAGGGGCACCAUGCCCGUGGAGGCCUGGGGACACAGACUCAUGGAGGUCCUGGACAAAGCCAAGGAGUACGUCAGGCGUUCAGGCAAUUGUGUGGAGCUGAACAUGGAGCACUGGGCCUACUUUGGAAUUCAGUGGAAAUCCUAUUUAGAAAAGAGAGGCAUUCUGGAUGGAAAGAGCAAACCUCAGUUCCCAGAGUCCUACGGAGUGAAGGAGAGGGAGAGUUUCUAUAGGGCGGUGAGCUUCAAUGGUAUGGGUGGCGCCAGUGGGCAUGAUGCUCCCAUGAUAGCUUACGAUGCCCUCCUGAGGGCAGGCGACUCCUGGGUUGAGCUGGCCAAUCAUGCCUUCUUCCACGGCGGGGACAGCGACUCCACGGCUGUGAUCGCUGCUGCCUGGUGGGGCGCACUGUUCGGCUUCAGAGGGGUGCCAGAGAUCAACUACCAGAGGCUUGAGUACCGUGACAGGCUAUCCAAACUAGGGCAACGGCUAUACGAGCUCAGGGGAAAACCUCUUGGAACUGAGAAAGAAUGAUGUAAAUUAAACCAAUAGAUGGUUAAAGGUGAAAUUCAUUACAUAUCCUGCAGAUGAUCAGUAAUUUCUCCUUUUUUAACACUAAUUUUGCAUCCCUUGGUUUUUUAUUACAUAUUUUUAAAGAAUAUGACUGGAUAUGGAAAGAUUUAUAGAGUAUUUAUGAUCUCAAACUGCAGUCUACCUACUGACUAGGAGAUGGAGCCAUACGCAGCUGCAGAAUUUGCUCUAUAAUCACAAACGUUUUCUUUAAUGGCAACGGAAAAUGUUUAAUUUCUAGCCUAUAAUCAAUCCUUCACUAACAUACUUUACUGCUACAGUUGUUGUGCUAUUAUUGUAGCACAUUAGCGACGGCAGAGUGUAAAAACGGAUUGCUUUACUUCAGAUUAGAUUGACAUUAUUGUGUACAUCUUCAAAAUGAAGACUACAAGUACGGUGGAGACCAGAGGGUGGCAAUGUAACUUAACAAAUCACUCUUGAAACUCCCUCCUCUCUCUCUCUUUCUCUCUCCAUCUCUCUCUCAAUUCAAUUUCAAUAUAAGGUCUUUAUUGGCAUGGAAAACAUAUGUUUACAUUGCCAAAGCAAGUGAAAUAGAUAAUAAACAAUUAAAAUGAACAGUUAACAUUACACUCACAAAAGUUCAGAUGUCAUAUUAUGUCUAUAUACAGUGUUGCAACGAUGUGCAACUAGUUAAAGUACAAAAGGGAAAAUAAAUAAAUCAUAUUUACAAUGGUGUUUGUUCUCCCUCUCUCUCUCUUUUUCUUUGUCUUUCUCUCUCUCGCUCUCUCUCUCCCGCCGCCCUCCCUCCCUCCCAGAAAAACCUGCUGUUCUCUUUUCUGAAGCUUGGUUUUCCAGUGAUGCCUGUUUAACAGUGUGGCUUCUAUCCCAUACCAGCUUGUUAUAUGAAAGUGGUUGCAACCAUCACUGUAGAAAAUUAUGAACAAUUUAAAAGUGUCUGGCUCAGUCUUUGAUAUCCUUAAAGUAAUUUUUCCUAUCUGCUGAUAAGUUAAGAUAGGGCAAUUCCACUCUAGAUUGUUCUGGUAGUUCUCACAUAGGAACUUCAUUGGAUAUUUACAGAGGAGUGGCCAUUUAAGGCCCUUUUUAGACCUAUUCAUGCCUCCUGCAAGACCCUAUGAUCUGUGAACUGUACAUGAUACAGACACAUCUUGUGUCAUUAUACUCCAUAUAGUGUUCCCUCAAAUAUGGAGUACUGUAUGUCUAGAUUCUGAAAUACAAAUGUUCACAUUCAUUUAUUCAAUAUAAAAAAUAUGAGUAUCUCAAAACGACCCUUUUUGAUUUAGCUUAUUUUUAGACAUAUUGUUUGUAAUGUAACAUUUCCAGAGUGGGCUCUCUGGUACUUUUAAUGAAAUUACCCAUUGUUUACGUUAUAGGUCAUUAUCCAAUUACAGCCCCCCUUUAGGAUUUCACAUUCACCAAGUCACCAGCAGAGGGAGUUCUCUUUAAAUCCAUUUUCCUAUUCACUGUGUUGGUGCUGGUCGUAAAAUUGACCACACCUUCACUCUGGAAAUGUGAAGUACUUGCUGAGUAAGUUGUUCCAAACAGUAUGGUCUUAAAAUGAACGGUAACAUUUUACUUGACACCUAGCAUCAUAACACGUCAUGACAUGGUCAUAAUCAUGUCAUAUUAUAUUGGUAUUUUUGGUAUUUUAUUAGGAUUCCCAUUAGCUGUUGCAAAAGCUACUCUUCCCGGGGUCCACACAAAACAUGAAACAUGACAUAAUACAGAACAUUAAAAGACAAGAACAGCUCAAGGACAGAACUACAUAAUUUAAAAACAGCCUACAUAUCAAUACAUACACACAAACUAUCUAGGUCAAAUAGGGGAGAGGCGUUGUGGCGCUGAGGUGUUGCUUUAAUUGUUUUUGGAAACCAGGUUUGCUGUUUAUUUGAGCAAUAUGAGAUGGAAGGAAGUUCCAUGCAAUAAAGGCUCUAUAUAACA
Molecule: messenger RNA, 3309 nt
Organism: Salmo salar (Atlantic salmon)
Lineage: Eukaryota; Metazoa; Chordata; Actinopteri; Salmoniformes; Salmonidae
Product: ADP-ribosylhydrolase ARH1
Biological process (GO): protein de-ADP-ribosylation
Molecular function (GO): magnesium ion binding; ADP-ribosylarginine-[protein] hydrolase activity
Source: RefSeq, a predicted model, not a curated record